Messenger RNA from Mobula hypostoma (lesser devil ray), 6898 nucleotides. RefSeq names its product BICD family-like cargo adapter 1. The coding region runs from base 2292 to 3884 and encodes 530 amino acids. Lineage: Eukaryota; Metazoa; Chordata; Chondrichthyes; Myliobatiformes; Myliobatidae. The record is from RefSeq and is a predicted model, not a curated record. Gene Ontology annotation, biological process: vesicle transport along microtubule; Golgi to secretory granule transport. The transcript has 10 exons.
AACAAAUUUCAUGACAUAUGCCAGUGAUAUUAAAUGUGAUUCAGAGCCAAAAGGGGGCAGCUGUCAGUAAACUGGAUAUUGACAAUGUCUUAGGGAAUAAAUUGCAGGCUAGGAUGUUGUUCGGUAAAGCUGAUGAAAACGAAAGAAGGGGGGAGGGUAAUGGGUUACAUCAGAAGUAAGAGAAAUUAAGAAUUCACAGUGUGGGUUUAGAGCUGAGAAAUUAUGGAAUGAUAUGGGAUAUUUUAACAGGUUGUGUAUAUGAAUUUUAGCAAAGCCUUUCACAAGGCUCAUCAUACCAGAAUAGUCUGGAAGUUAGAUUGCAUGCGAUCUGGGGGAGAUAGCAGGUUGGAUUCAUAACUGACUUAGUGGUAGGAAACAGAGGGUGAUGCCCUGUAUCUAGUGGUGUACCACAGCGGUUGGUGCUGGGAUCUUUGCUGUUUUUAAACAUAUAAAUGAUUUGGAUGUCAAUGUCCAUGCAUAGCUAGUAAGCUUGUGGAUGUUACUAAAAUAUGUUGCAGGUACGUGGGCAGAGGAUUGAAAAAUGGCUUUCAAUCCAAAUAAUUGUAAGGUAUUGCAUUUUGGGAGAUCAAACUAGAAUAGGACUUGUACAGUGAAUGGUAGGGCCUUGGGGAGGGUAAUGGAACAGUAAGAUAUAGGAGUACUGCUGUACAUUUCACUGAAUGCAGUGUCAUAGGUAGAUAGAGUGAUAAAGAAGACAUUUGGCAACCAAGCCUGCAUCAGUCAGGAGUUGGAAAGUUUAGGAGUUGGAAAGUUACGGUGCAGCAAUAAGACAUUGGCUAUUAAACUAAAAAGAGUGCAGAAAGAUUUAUCAGGAAUUUUCUUGGUCUUGGGGGCCUGAGUAACAAGAAAAGGCUGCAAAGAUUGGGACUUUAUUCCCUGGAAUGUAGGCGAUUGAGGGGUGACCUGAUAGGGGUAUAUAGGUAAAUCAUAAGGAGGGAUAGACAAAGUAAAAGCACAUAGUCUUUUUCACAGUGAGAGUGUUAUAAAAAGGAGAGGACAUAGCUUUAAGAUCAGAGGCAGGAGAUUUUACAAGGGAUAUCAGGGACAACUUCAUGCCAGGGGUGUUAUGCAUUUGCAUGAGCCACCAGAAAUGGUGGUUGAUGCAGUGUCACUACCAGCAUUUUAAAGCCAUCUAGAUAAGCGUAUAGAUAGAAGAGAGACUUAGAGGGCUAUGGGCCAAUCACAGGCAAUGGACUAGCUCACUGGGCAACACAGGGGCUAGAAUAGAUGGGCCGAAGGGCCUAUUUCCGUGCUGUGUGACUCUACGGCAAUGGUUGGAAUUUGUUUGUAAUAUGAGGGAGAUGUAGAACUCAUGCAGGGCAAAGAAGGUACUGUAGGAUGGGAGACACAAGAGAUUCCACAAAUACUAGAGAUCUUGACAACAGCCCAACAUAUUGAAGGAACUCAGCAAGUCGGACUGCAGCUAUGAAGGGAAAUAAACAGUGGACCUUCAGGGCUGUGGGUCUGAAAUGUUGAUUCUUUAUUUUCUUCCAUGGAUGCUGCCGACUUGCUGAGUUCCGCGAGCAUUUUCUAUGUGUUGCACUGUGGAUAGGGGUUGUGCAUUGUUCUGGGAUAUGUUGGAAGUAGCGGAGCUUUCCAUAAAUUUAAGUUUACAGAUGUCAAGAGACAAUAACAACAACCUGUAUUCUUGCUUCAAUGUCCAAAGAACAAGAGCGUUGACAAACAGAAGCCGACCGUGCAGCGAUUAACAUUAAUAUCUAACACUUGGUCAGAGUAUUUCGGACCGGGCAGCACGACCAGACAGAGGCUUGAGCUUUGAACUGCCCCAGUUGUUUUCACGCCUGUGAGGAGAUUUGACGACUAAUUGAAGGCGGGGUGCCACUAAUUCGCAGCUCUGGGACUCCGUCACUUCACCCCGGACGCUCUCUGGGCGUCAGUUUCAUCGGAACCGUGCGUCCUCGCAAGGUGCCGAUUGCCUUCUGUGUGUUUCCGAGUCCCGAAGCGAUCAGUCUCUCCGCGAGGAACGCGGAACUCCCAUUGAAAGGUGCGGAGUCCGAACAUCGGAUAUAUCUCCAGCCCUGAUCUUAUCCUUUCUUUCCCCUCCCUCUCUCAUUCCACCAUCUGUCUCCUCUGAGGAAAGACGCUGCUCUAGCGACGCUCAUUUCCAUCGGCGUUAAGCUAUAUAUUAAAAUAAAAUCAAAGCCCAGAACUGGGACAGACCGGACCAACAGCUCCCGCCUCACUGCAAACUUCGCACUAAAUCCACUUUUCAGGACUCGGGACCUGUGACCGCUGGAGGGGCUCUGGAGAUGAAAUCGCCUUUGGAGGAGGAUCUCUUCCCAUUCGCCCGCGACCGCGUAGGGGAAGUUCCCGCUUGCGUGGACCCCGCCGACCUGCUCUCCCUCCUCAGGCAGAGGGAGAAAGAAGUGCAUGUGGCCGCUGAGCUGGGAAAAGCACUGCUCACUGAAAACCAGGAUCUGAAGAGGGAAAACGACAGGUUAGAGGAAGAAUACAGCCAGAAACUAGAGGAGCUUGAACAGGAGAAAUAUGCAUCGCGCCUGAAGUAUGAAGUGAGGGAGAGUGAGUGGGAGGCUCGAGUAGUAGAGCUGGAAGGAGAUGUGCAACAGCUGCAGCUGGAGCUCCAGAAACAGCAACAAUACACGCGUGAGGUCGAGAAGGUCAAAGUAGAUAUGGAAUGUGAUCUAAGUGAACAAAACCAGAAACUCGUGGAGCAACUGAGAAAAGCGACCAAAGUGGAGCAGACUCUUGCCCAUGAGAUCCACGCACUGCGAGGCAUGUUUAUGGGAAAGGAACUUCUGCUGAAUGACAGUGCAACAAUUGCACAGAGUCUCCAGGCUGAGAUCACCCUAUUAUCAGAACAGAAGCAUAACCUGGAGCAACGGAUGGUUACAAUGGAGAAGGAAAAUCUGUCACUGAAGAGCCAACACGACUCGGUACAAGAACAAUGCUCACAGCUGCAGCAGAAGAACCAGGAGCAGUCAUUGCAGCUAACCCUGUCACAGGAGGAUUUCGCGGAGGUGCAAGCACUGAACCAACAGCUGCAGAGCCGACUGCGGGAGCUGAGUGAGCAGCAGACAAUGCAGGAAUCCACCAGCUGCAACACAUCCCUGCUUUCGGAAAUUGAGCAGAGCCUGGAGUCCGAGGCCUGGGAGACCGAGAAAGAUCAGAUAAAGACUGAAAUUGAGAAGCUGCACCAGGAGUUACUGAACUUGAUGGGCAUGGAUCGCUCUGAUAGUUUGACUGGAUCUCAGACACCCAGUCUCCAGGCAGCCCUCUCGCACCUGAAAGAUUUGGUAUACAAUCUGGUGCAUGGGCCAGCUGUACCAGUUCACCCAGAAGAUGAUCCAAAAGGAUUGCAGGAGAAGCUGAAAUGGCAACAGCAACAAUUCCAGCAGGAGAAAGCAAUGAAUAAAGAAAAGCAGCAGAUGAUCGAGGAGCUUCAGAAUCAGGUGCAGUUGCAAAGCACUGAUCUGAUGAAGCUCAGGAAGGAAAAUGAUAGUCUGAGAUGCAGCCUAGAGAACUCUUCAGAUAAUCAACCUCUCCAGCAGGCCAUUCGCGAACGGGACACCGCAAUUGCAAAGAAGAAUGCCGUGGAAGUGGAGCUGGCCAAGUGUCAAAGGGACAUGAAGUUGUUGAACUCCCAGCUUCUGGACACUAUUCAGCAGAAAGUGGACCUGUCACAGGAGCUAGAAGCUUGGCAGGAUGACAUGCAGUUUGUAAUAAACCAGCAACUGAGAAACCAGCAGCAAGCUGAACAAACCUGGCCUGCUUCUGCCGAAAAUCCCAGUGAGAACUCUGAUUCUAAACACUCUUUCUUUCUCCGAAGGACCAGGGGUCAGAUUCCUGAAGGAAAAGGCUUCCUUGCAUUGUUUAAGAGGUGAAAACUGCCUCAGAUGUCUGUUUUCCCUUGAGACGUUUGUACCCAAAUAUUAGAUUUCAUCUACUUUUGGUGUGCUAAAACAUUUUUAUGCGCAAUGUUGGUGCCACUUUGAUUCCCUCCCUUAAUACAUUGUUAAAUUGUAUGAAAAGAGUUUUGGAAGUGUGCUUUUGUAUCUUACCUCAAAAGAUGAAAGAAGUUUUGAGCUGCAAACUUCCCAAUAUGAGUGUCAUGGACAGCUCUAAACUUCCAUAGUGAUCCCUUGGGAGGCCCUUCAGAUCUUAUGGAACCCUCUCCCAACAGCAGCUUUAAAGAAAGUGAGGGAAUACAUGGGAAGGGGACUUGCGGUGAUCCUCAACACACUCCAUCCCCCAUGCAAGGAUCUGCUCUGAUGAAAUCAUGUGCCAUAUGUGACCCCUUGCCACUGUGCAGAGUGAUCACUGAGUUAGGCACUGUGGCGGACUAUGCUGGGCCGAUUAAGGUAAUCACCGAUGGAGCAGACAGUAGCGAUUUUUAAUAUCUUGAGCAUUGCAAAAUAAGCUGGCAGAUUCUGUGUACAAUAUUACGAUGGAAUCUAUUUAAUCUCUAUCUCAAUGAUAGUUUUGGUAGGUUGUGCUUCAUUAUUUUCUAUGGUUGUCAUCUGACAGUCAUUUUCUCUCUCAAUAAAAGAACCAACCAGCUUUCCUCCACCACCAUCUCUAGAGACAAACUGUUGACAACUUUUAUAAACCUACAAAUUCCCACGGCUAUCUUGACUAUAUUUCUUCCCUCCCUGUCUCCUGUAAAAAUGCUAUUGCUUUUCUCAGUACUUUUGUCUCUGCUGCAUCUGUUCCCAGGAUGAUGCUUCCCUUUCCAGGACAUCAGAGAAGUCAGCCUUCUUCAAAGAACAGGGUUUCCCUUCCUCCACCACUGAUGCUGCCCUCACCUGCAUCACCUUCAUUUGCUAGACAUCCACGCUCACCACAUCUUCCCACUGCCUUAACAGUGAUGGAGUUCCUCCUGCACUUGUAUACCACCUCUGCAUCCAACACAUCCUUCUCUGAAACUUCCAAAGGGAUCCUACCACCAAACACAUCUUUAUCUCCCCCCACUUUCCACUUUCCAGAGGGAUCACUCUCUCUGUGAUUCCCUUGUCCAUUCAUCCCUCCCCACUAAUCAGCCUCCCAGCACUUAACCCUGCAAGAGUCUAAAGUGCUACACCAUUCAAGACCCCCUUCACCUCUAUUCAGGGCCCCAAACAGUCCUUCUAGGUAGGGCAACACUUCACCUGUCUAUUGUGUCUGGUGCUUCCAAUGCAGACUUCUCUACGUUAGUGAGACUCGUUUCUAAACUGGAAUACCACUCCGUCAAGUAUCUCCACUCCAUCUGGUGAAAGCGGAACUUCCUGGUGGUCAAAUAUUUUAAUUCUGAUUCAUAUUCCUGUUCUGACGUGUCGCUCCAUGGCCUCCUUUUGUGCCUCGUUGAGGCCACCCUCAGGGUGUAGGAGUAACUUGUAUUCCGUCUGGGUAGCCUCCAACCUGAUGGCAUGAAUAUCAAUUUCUCCCGGUGAAAGAAAAUUCCCUACUCCUCUUCUCUAUCCCUACCCCCCCCCCCCCACCGGUCUUUAACAUCUUCUCACCUGCUUAUCACCUACCCCUGGUGGUGCUCCUUCCUUUUUUCCUAUGAUCCACUCUCCUCCCCUAUCAGAUCCUUUCCUCUCCAGCCCUUUACCUUUCACAUGCACCUGGCUUCAGCUAUCACCCUCCAGCUAUCCUCCUUUCCCUCCCCCUCAACAGUUUAUUUUUCUGGCAUCUUUCCCCUUCCUUUCUAGUCCUGAGGAAGAGUCUUAGCCCAAAGCGUCAAAUGUUUGUUUAUUUCCAUGGAUGCUGCCUGAUCUGCAUGUUCUUCCAGCAUUUUGUGUGUGUUGUCUUUUUCCAAUUGUGAGAAGUCAAAUUGGGUUGAUGGGGUAUAAAAGGUGAGUGCACAAUUUGUAAUGCACUUUUGACACAAAAAAAAAAUUGGGUACACAGACAUUGAUACUGACCAGGUAUUAAUGAAAAGCAAAAUAAACACCAAUGCUAGUAACAUGAAAUUAAAAAAGGCGGGUGUUGAAAAUUGUCAGGAACAUACCUGUAGGGAGAAGUAGGGCUGAUGUUUUGAAUAAAUGACUUUUCAGCAGAAUAUUUCAAGCAUCUCUUUUAAUUCCUGACCAGAAAUGCCCAAACCAAUUGUGCAUCAAUCAGAAUUUCACCUGGAAAUUGACCUAUACUCCAGCUAAAGUCAAUUUUUGCUUACUUAUAAACCCAAUUUCUGGGCAUUAGCCGAUAGUUACUCAGGAGAUUACUUACACCAUGGAAUUAGUCCUUUGGAAUAUGUAAUUUCUUAUCAGAGAUUAUCGAUCAAGUAAAAAAUGAAGCUGGGUGCAUGGACUAUCCAUUACUGUUAAAAUAAAAAGGGGAAUUUUGUUUUUAAAAAAAGCUGAGCAUAUCUACUGUACGUAUAAGAAAUUUCGGCUUAAAAGAGACACCAGCUUUGCAGUGUUUUCUGUACUUGUGAGCUACAGAAGUGAUUAAACAGACUAAGAAAAUCCACUGUCAAAUAAAAGAGAACAAUAGAUAAUAAAAUACUUGACUUAAUACAAUUUAUGUUGGAUCUUCUAAGCUAUCAACCAGCUUGUUUGAAUCUGAGAUGGUGCUCGGUAUUGUUCUAGUUGGUGAUUAUUAAAGGUUCUUAAGAAUAAAUAUUUGAGUUAUGCCAUUGAUAAUAUGUAGUAAAAUGUGAAUAGCUGGUACUGGGCACAGUUUCAUCACCAUCUGUAAAGAGCAAGGAGAUUUGAUUGUAAAGUCUUAUCAGAACAAGUAUACACAGAAAAGGAAUCUUCAGUAUGUACCCAUUAUACAGAUGUAACAAAAUUAUUCUGUAUUUCUUAUACUUUUGUUUCCAGCAUUGGCAUUUUUCAUUUAAUUUAUCUGUAAUGUACAUAAUAUAAUGAGUUUAGAGACACUCAACAGUUUCUCCAGUGCCUGGAUGCUGCUAUAU